UGAAAAAAAGCAUGUAAGGAUAUAGCUCGAUGGAUGUAUGAUGCGGCAAUUCCUUUUAAUGCUGUCAAUUAUCCAAGUUUUCAAGUUAUGGUGGAGUCUAUUGGACAAUUUGGGAUUGGUAUGAAAGCACCUAGUUUUCAUGAGGUGCGGGUUCCCUUAUUGAAUGAAGAAGUUGCUGAGGUGAAGAAUUCAUUAAAGUCCUAUGAAGAAGAAUGGGCAAAGUAUGGUUGUUCUAUAAUGGCAGAUGGUUGGACUGAUAAGAAACAAAGGAUUUUGAUUAAUUUCUUGGUGAAUUCUACAAAGGGAACUGUUUUCAUGGAAUCUGUUGAUGCUUCAGAGCACUCAAAAACUGGUGAUAAGAUGUAUGACCUGCUUAAUAGAUUUGUAGAGCGUGUUGGAGAGGCUAAUGUGGUUCAAGUUGUGACAGAUAAUGCUAGCAAUUGUGUGCUUGCAGGGAAGUUGUUAGAAACAAAGUGCCCUCAUUUGUAUUGGACUCCUUGUGCUGCUCAUUGCCUAGAUUUGAUGCUAGAAGAUAUUGGAAAAAUUCCCAAAAUUCAUAACACAAUUAAAAGGGCAGUGACAUUGAAUGUAUAUAUUUACAUUCGUCCUGGUGUGGUGAACAUGUUGCGGCACUUUACUGGUGAAAGAGAGCUAAUUAGGCCAGCUGUCACAAGAUUUGCAACUGCUUUUCUCACCAUUCAACGUAUACGUAAGCACAAGGCGAAUUUGAGAAAGAUGUUUACCUUAGAGAAAUGGACCAAAACUACAUGGUGGCAAACUUAUGGAGCAACAACUCCAAAUUUGAGAAAUUUUGUUGUUAAAGUGCUUAGCCUCACUUGUAGUGCAUCUGGUUGUGAGCGUAAUUGAAGCAUCUUUGAGCAUAUUCACAGUAAAAAAAGAAAUAGACUAGUUCAAAAUCGCUUGAAUGAUUUGGUGUUUAUCAAGUACAAUCGGUCAUUAAAGCGUAGAUAUGAUGCACGUGACCGCAUUGACCCCAUCUCAUUGAAAGACAUUGAUGAUAGUAAUGAAUGGUUGAUGGGUCAAAUGGAGGAAGAGAUUGAUAGAGAUGAACUUGUUUUUGAAGAUGAUGAUUUGACAUGGAAUGUGGUUGCUGCAGCUACUGGAGCUGAAGAGAAUGCCUACAACACUAGAUUAAGCAAAGGGAAAAAUGAUGCAACUACAUCACAGCAAAAAAAAAAAGUAUCAUCCACUCGUACUUCUUCACUUCUUGAAGACGAGGAAGAAAAUGAUGAUGAAGAAGAUGUUAAUUUGGAAGAUGAGUAUGAGAAGGAUAAUGAAGAAGAUGAAGAAGAUGAAGAGGAUUUUGAUAUUUCUAUUGAUGGGGAUUGAACAUUUAGUAGUUUACUAGUUUAUUAAACUUUAAUUUUUAGUAGUUUAUUUUUAUCUCUUUUGGAUUAUAAACUAAUUAUUACUUGCAUAUUUGUUAGUUAUUAUUAUAUAGUUUUAUGUUA
Molecule: messenger RNA, 1472 nt
Organism: Hevea brasiliensis (rubber tree)
Lineage: Eukaryota; Viridiplantae; Streptophyta; Magnoliopsida; Malpighiales; Euphorbiaceae
Exons: 4
Coding region: 34-867 (277 amino acids)
Source: RefSeq, a predicted model, not a curated record